CUCGUUGCUCAGCCCCGGCCCCGUUGCCAUGGAGACGGGCGGCGGAGGGAAAUGGCGGCCCUGGUGCCCGCGGCCGUCUGCAGGAUCCGCUCGGCGCCGACCGCCGGAACAAACUAUUUUUUAGGAAUUGACUAUGAGAAUGUGCAGAAAUUAUGCAACAUCAGUGGUCUACAGAGCAGAGAUAAUCCACAAAGUACACCAGACGCUCACUGCGAAUUCCUACAACAAUAUCGAAAAAUAUUCAUUCAACCAAAACCUGUGUUACCCAAGAUCCCUGUGUUUGCAAGCAUUGUAUUGAUCAAGAGGCCAAAGAAAAAGGGAUCAGAUAAAGAUGUUGAGAGUCAUCUGGAGAAACGGUACAUGGAUGAUGUACCUCGUCAUCUCAAAGAAGAUGUUAAAACCUUAAGUGGAAUACUUAGUAAACAUCCUUAUUACAGAACGCGCGCAGAGCGUCUGAUUACAUAUAAAAUACUGAGGCUACUUCCAGCAAUCAAUAAACGGUUUGCAGACGAAGAGCUGAAAGACCUCAGUGCAAAGAUAAUCAUGGAAUCAUGGGAGAAAAGUUGCAUAGUUUUUGGAUACCAGUCAUUCUAUUUCAUCCUAAGAGGAUGUGCUAAGCCAUAUUUGUUGCUUGAUGAACCAUUGAGGCCUGUCCAUCCCCCUCCUUGGCUCGAUCCAACACUGAGUUUGUUGGCCUUUGGAGACAGUUUUGGUUCUUUGCUACCCAUGUCGGAUAACGCCGGUCACAAGGUUCUAUCAGUACUUACAGAGUCUAAUUGUCAACUUGUCAAAAUUUCUACUGGACAAUUUGAAAAUGUAAGAGAGGAAAUAAUAGUGCGUAAUUUUGCAAUGAAAGAAAAGGUAAUCCAAGCCUGUCGAAGUUAUCAGCAUUGGCCAAAACUGUCUCUCAGUAAACUGGUUCAGCUAAUCAACUGGAAGAAAUAUCCAAAAGAUUAUGUUCUAGUAAAGGAAGGUGAAAUCAGUUCAAUUGUAGGAUUCAUAAAGUCUGGCCAAUGCUACAUUUUCAAAGACAUAGAAGGCCUGGAGAAACUUCCACUAGGACAAGUGCAAAGUGAAGUGAAGCAUAUUAUUAUGGGAAAACUCAGUGGUAAUCAAUCCUUCGGAGAGAUCAGCAUUCUUCUUAGAAAACCAUUCACCUGCACGCUUAUCACAGCAACAGAAGUUGAACUUGGAGUUAUUUCUAAACGUGAUAUAUUAGGACUUGAAGAAGUAUAUCGAAUGCUUCUUCAACAAACAUCAGAACCAAUCUUGGUCAACCUUACUCAGGAAGAAGUCAAUAACAGAUAUAUUUCGCUGGAAAAGGAGAAACAAUGGAAACGCUUUAAGAAUAAAGUGAUCAAGGAAACAAUUUUGUACAGAGGAAUAAAACCAGGCGUUGGAAAAUGGAACUUUAACUACAGUAAAAAGGACAACUCAAAGAAAAAUCCCCCUCCUUCAUUUUAAGGGGUUAACUAGAUGAUGAAGGGUGGAAAAACAGGAUGUAUCCUAAUCAUCUAAUUUUCACUGACUAUCUGGAGUCUGACAUUUGUGCUGCCACUUCUCAUUAUUUUAGCUAAGAGGAUUCUUCUUUCUGUACAACAGGAAACCAAAUAUUAUCCUAAUCAUUUCCUUUACGAAGUACUGCUAUGGUAAUGAAUGACUCAUAAACGAUGUGCCUGAUGUGAUUUUUCAUAAUUUUCUUCCCUUUUCCCACUUUGACUUCACAUCUUGAGCAGAAAAAUAAUUAUUGAUCAACCCUCGGGCAAAUUAACCUUCAAUGAAAGGCACAUGCUAAAAG
Molecule: messenger RNA, 1798 nt
Organism: Amblyraja radiata (thorny skate)
Lineage: Eukaryota; Metazoa; Chordata; Chondrichthyes; Rajiformes; Rajidae
Gene: cnbd1
Product: cyclic nucleotide binding domain containing 1
Exons: 14
Coding region: 52-1464 (470 amino acids)
Source: RefSeq, a predicted model, not a curated record